CAUAAAUUUAAACGAAUUGAGUAUCGAGAUUGUACAUGCAAUAGGCAAAUAUUGACACCUUUUGCAUUCAAAUUUGACAGUUCUUAUCAAAAAGACAAUAUACUCGUAUUGUCAAAACGCGAAGUUACAAAAAGUGAAUACAGAAACCACUUUCGUGUAAAAUUGAUGUUGGCAAUGUCACUAAAGCACUUGUCAUUCUUUAGCUGCCAUAUUGGAAUUCUUAUAGGAGAAUAUUACUAUUACUACACGUCGAUAAAUUACGAAGUGAGAGUAUAUCAUUUAAGUUCUAAUAAAAUUAAUUGACUGAAAACCUAAAAGUAUUAGAAUAAUACAAUUAGCGUGUUGAAAGAUUUCUUAUAAAAAUAUAUCAAUCUACACAAACAGCCUGCUACAAUGGGUUUAACAAUUUCUAGUUUGCUGACACGUCUUUUCGGAAAGAAGCAAAUGCGUAUUUUGAUGGUUGGUUUAGAUGCUGCUGGUAAAACCACCAUUCUAUAUAAAUUAAAACUCGGGGAGAUUGUCACGACCAUUCCAACUAUUGGUUUCAACGUAGAGACCGUCGAAUAUAAAAAUAUAUGUUUCACGGUGUGGGACGUCGGCGGUCAAGACAAAAUCAGGCCACUAUGGCGCCAUUACUUCCAAAACACACAAGGUCUAAUAUUUGUGGUGGACUCAAAUGAUCGUGACCGAAUAAAUGAAGCUGAAAAAGAGCUACAGAACAUGUUGCAAGAAGAUGAACUUCGUGAUGCUGUACUGCUUGUAUUCGCUAAUAAGCAGGAUUUACCAAAUGCUAUGAGUGCUGCUGAAUUGACCGACAAAUUGAGACUUAAUCAACUUCGAAAUCGUCAUUGGUAUAUUCAAGCAGCGUGUGCUACUCAGGGCAAUGGGCUCUAUGAAGGUCUUGACUGGUUAUCUGCGGAACUAGCUAAAAAAUGAUAAACAAGUGCCCUAAAAUGUUUUUAUUUAUUAAAUAUUACGUGAUUUCAACUGAUAUAAGGGUAUAAAGCGAAAACAACUUGUUUGGGAUGCAUUCUUAAUAAUUUUAUAAAUAUUAAAACCAAAUGUAUUAGAUUGUAAACAUUCUAUAAUAAAAAUACAUUCGCUUCAAAUUAAUUGUAUUGAAAAGCAAAUAAGGUCGGGAAUCAAGAUAAUACAGCUAUACACUUCUAUUGUACAUCAAAAAA
Bactrocera oleae (olive fruit fly) is the source of this 1184-nucleotide messenger RNA. It is a transcript of the gene Arf4, whose product is annotated as ADP-ribosylation factor 2. The record is from RefSeq and is a predicted model, not a curated record. Gene Ontology annotation, molecular function: GTP binding; GTPase activity. Gene Ontology annotation, cellular component: plasma membrane; cytoplasm. Lineage: Eukaryota; Metazoa; Arthropoda; Insecta; Diptera; Tephritidae. Gene Ontology annotation, biological process: vesicle-mediated transport; intracellular protein transport.